AUGGACAAAUCCAAUACCGCAAAAACCCCAAUGGCCUUUGGAUACAAAAUUGAUGCACACUUAAAUGGCAAACCCGUUGACCAGAAAAGAUAUCGUGGAAUGAUCGGAUCACUCUUAUACCUCAUUGUCAGCAUACCUGAUAUCAUGUUUUCUACAUGUGUCUGUGCUAGAUACCAAGCAAAUCCUAUGAAAUCUCAUGUAGUUGCUGUGAAACACAUCUUCAAAUACCUUAAAGGCACUCCCAAAAUCGGCCUUUGGUAUCCAGCUAAAUCUAAUUUUCAUCUAAACGCUUUCACCGACUCAAACUACGGAGGAUGCAAGCUAGAUAGAAAGAGUACAUCUGGUAGCUGUCAAUUCCUAGGAGGUAGACUAGUGAGUUGGACUUCAAAGAAACAGACUUGUGUAUCCACAUCAACCGCAAAAGCUGAAUACGUCGCUGCCGCCAGCUGUUGUUCACAAGUCAUAUGGAUGAAAACUCAACUGCGUGACUAUGUGUAA
Molecule: messenger RNA, 498 nt
Organism: Lactuca sativa (garden lettuce)
Lineage: Eukaryota; Viridiplantae; Streptophyta; Magnoliopsida; Asterales; Asteraceae
Source: RefSeq, a predicted model, not a curated record